UGUGUGUGUGUGCAUGUGUGACUCCUGGUGACCUCUUUUGACAAUAACAACUUUUGUCUCGUUCUCACUGGGAGAGAUUAGCAACGCAUAAACUCGCAGUCCCAUGAUGCCUUUUUCAUUUGCUUCCUACCUAUUCAUCGCUUUAAUGCUCUCCGACCACGGCGUUGUGGGGAAAAUGCGACCCCUUAAUGAUGACAGUGAUGGGAUCCCGUGGUCGGAGGAGCGGGUUAUGCGAAAGGUGCUUUACCUCUCCCUAAAGGAGUUUAGGACUGCACAAAAACGGCAGCUGGAUGGGGAUGGAACCACAAACUCUAAUGGUUCCCUCGCCAAUGGGCAGCUCAACGGCUCGGGGUCAAAGGGCAGCCACAAAGAAGACGGGUCGUUGCGCCGUCAGGGCCUGAAAGGAAGUGGCGAGUACUGCGAGGACAGUCCUGCAAAAAAGAGGCCUCGGCUCCAGGCCCAGAGGAAGUUUGCCCAGUCGCAGCCCAACUCGCCCAGCACUACGCCCAUUAAAGUGGCUGACUCGGGCGGCCUGAACGCCGGCCUGUCCACGGUGCCAUCCACGUCCCUCUCGUCCCUCUCCGCUUCAUCCCUGUCCUCCUCCAUCCAGGACCUCUCCAGGCGCAAGCCCAAGACGGAGGACUUUCUCACCUUCCUCUGCCUCAGAGGUUCUUCUGCCUUGCCCAGUAAUAUGGCCUACUUCGGAAGCUCCCAGGAGGAGGAGGACCUGGAGGAAGACGACGAAGAGGAGGAGGAGGAGGUGAGGAAUGGAGGUGGCGUACACUCUGCGGGAAGCAGCAGCCAAGCCUCGGCUUCUUCCUCCUGCCACUCGACACCCCGCAAGGGCAAGCUUCCCGCCAGGCAGCCGCUUAAUGGGCACGGUAAGGAUGGCGUCAGAGUUUCUAAAGUAAACGGGCUGACACGGGCGGGCUCGGCACAAGCCGUCAAUGGUGCCAAAAAGAGCCGCGACUUCCGACUGCCCUCCAAAACUGUGAAGAAGUACACAGCCACCGUGUCCAAGGGCCACGUCACCUACACCAAAGCCAAACAGAAAGAACUGGGCAAGAAAACCAAACUCAGCAGCAGCAACAAACACAACAGCGCCGCCUCGGCACCAUCGUCAGCGAACAAUCACAAUCAGCACAGCCAGCCAGCAGCCAGCAAUGGGCUGGCCAACUCAGGAAAAGCAGCGGCACCAGCCCACCACAGCAAUGCAAAAACCCGCAAACAGGUGCUACUAUCCAAUGGGCUGCACAAUGUGGCUGCCGGCGGCCGUCCCAACGGCAGGCUAAAUGGGCAGCGGCACAACACCCUGGCCAAGGAGGAUGCGCAGAAACUGUGCCAGCAGGGCCAGGGGGAGUGCCAUGGUCGAGAAGGACUGCGGAACUCCAAGCGGCGUCUGGAGGUGCUGCUCAACUCGGUGGGGACGGGGGUGGUUGAGCACAAAGCCAAAACACAUGGCACUGAGGCCAAGAAGGCCAAGCUCCAAUCCACUCCUUUGGAAACCCGCAGCAGCAGCAAGAAGGUGGCCAAUCAAGAGAAAGCCACCACGCAAAACACCUCGUCUACUACUCCAAUUUCUAAUGGACACGAAUCAGAAACACCCCCUUCUCCUAAACAAACUCAACCUGUUACCCCACCUCCAUCUUCUACUCUCUCUCCUCAACAAACCCUGCCUCCUUCUACACCAGCAGCCAACGCGGAGCCGGUGAACCAGCGACCUAAGCGGGCAUCGGCUGGCAAGCUGAUGUUGAUACGACAAGCACAGCAGCAGAGCAGGUCUCAUGGUCGGAGUGCCUCCUCCCCCUCAUUAGGCCAGAAUCACUCACCGAACCCCAGUCACGUCAGCACUACCUCAGACCCCCAACAAACCUCUGUGUCCUCCUCCACCUCUUCUCCUCUUACUUCCACCAACAGCCCUGGACAGCUCAAACCGGCAGCAUUGCGGGCUGUUGACCGUGACAAGGAGUGGGAGCGUGAGAAAGAGCUGACGCGUCAGAAGGAACGCGAGCAAGAGAAGGAGUGGGAGCGCCACCGGAGUAAGCCGGAGGGCUGGGCAGCCCUGGGUGAAGUCCCCAUUUUCCGGCCGGCUCCAAGGGAGUUUCAGGACCCCCUGGUGUACUUGGAUGCAGUGAGGGAACAGGCCGAGGUGGCUGGCAUGUGCCGUGUGGCGCCACCACCAGACUGGCGACCAGAGUGUAAGCUGAGUGAGGAGAUGCGUUUUGUUACACAGGUGCAGAGAGUCCACAUGCUGGGCCGGCGCUGGGGCCCCAAUGUGCAGCGGCUGGCUUGCAUCCGCAAGCACCUUAAAUCUCAGGGCAUUACCAUGGAUGAGCCACCUGUCAUUGGUGGCUGCGAAGUGGACCUGUCUCGUUUUUUCCAGCUCAUCAAUGACAUGGGCGGCAUGCAGCAGGUGAUGGACCUGAAGAAGUGGACCAAGCUCGCCGACCUCCUGCGCAUCCCCAAGUCUGCACAGGAUCGGCUGGCCAAGCUGCAGGAGGCUUACCUGCAGUACAUCUUGUCCUACGACUCACUCGGUGCUGAGGAGCGCUUGGGACUGCAGACUGAUGUGCUGCAGGAGAAAAAGGACCUGGAGUCUCGCCGCGGCCCUUUGGAGGGCCUCGCAGAUUCUUCAGCGCCUGGCGCUUUCUCUCUGCCGCGCUACGAGCCCAAAAAUGGGCUCGUGGGCGGGAUAGUGGGAGGGGCAACAGGAAACCACCGCACCAAUGGAGUGUAUCACCAUCUGAAGGAACUGGAGGCUCAGGUCAAAGCGGGCCGGCGCCGGCUCUUCGCUCAGGAAAAACAAGGCAAAGAGGACAGGCAGCAUGCGGAAGAGCAGGAGGUGGAGGACAGGGGUGUUCUCAGUGACCAGCACAAAUGUAUUUACAAGGGGAAAUCGGUGUCUUUGACCAACUUCUUCAGGAUAGCGCGGAACACCAUGACCAUGUGCUUUAACAAGGAACCGUCUGCUGCUGAGGUUGAGCAAGAAUACUGGAGGAUUGUGGAACAGAGAGAUUGCCAUGUGGCAGUGCAUUGUGGGAAGGUGGACACCAGUACACAUGGCAGUGGUUUCCCCACAGGAAAGUCAGAGCCAUUUUCAAAACAUGGAUGGAACCUCAAUGUCCUCCCAAAUAACUCUGGAUCCAUACUGAGGCAUCUGGGUGCUGUGCCUGGGGUGACCAUUCCCUGGCUAAACAUUGGCAUGGUCUUUUCUACCUCAUGCUGGUCUCGAGACCAAAAUCGCCUUCCAUAUAUUGAUUACUUACACACUGGUGCUGAUUGCAUUUGGUAUUCUAUCCCUGCUGAGGAGAAGGCUAAGCUGAACAAGGUGGUCCAUACACUGCUUCAGGCCAAUGGCACGCCAGGACUAGAGAUGCUGGAGAAGAAUAUCAUGAUAUCUCCAGAGGUGCUGUGCCGUGAAGGCAUCAAGGUUUAUCGUACUGUCCAGCGGAGUGGCCAGUUUGUGGUCUGCUUCCCCGGUGCCUUUGUCUCUAAAGUGUGCUGUGGCUACAGCGUGUCAGAGACGGUGCACUUUGCCACACCACACUGGAUGAACCUGGGUUACCAGGCCGCAAAGGACCUGAAAUGUCGUUGUAUAGCCAAACCAUUCUCAAUGGAGAAGCUACUGUAUCAGAUCGCCACAGCUGAGUCCAAGAGGGACAACGGCCUACUCCUCACCACCAUCUCCACCCUUCUCAAAGACCUCAGGAACAUAGAGAUGCGCCAACGUCAGGAACUUUACAAGGCAGGUUUGCUCUCCUCUGCCCGUUAUGGCACACACGAUGGCAGCCUGGGACCCAUCGAGGGACGUAAGAAGCCUCGCGGCAAAUGGCUGACACUGGAGUCCUCAGAGAGGCGCUGCCAGAUCUGUCAACAUCUCUGCUACCUGUCCAUGGUGGUUCGGGAGACUGACAAUGUGGUCUUUUGUCUGGAGUGUGCCCUGCGCUAUGUGGAGAAGCACAAAUCCUGCAGAGGCCUUAAGAUGAUGUAUCGAUAUGAUGAGGAGCAAAUCAACAGUUUGGUGAGCCAGGUGUGCGGACGAGCCAUGUUGAAGAACGGAGGAAGCAUCGACGCUGGAGGAGUCAUUGUUAGUGGCGGAGGAGGGGACCCCUGCCACGGCUUAAGCCCUGCCAAAGCAUCGCCAGCCAAGCGAGGACCCCGAAAACGCGCCACCGUAGAGGUGUCCCUGGCCCGCCUGUCGUCCAGCCACAUGCCCAAGGCCGCUGCCGUGUCCUGAGGCGGGACGCCUCAACAUUGCCACCCAUGUGUGCUGUGCCCACAUCCCACCACACCCCCUCCACUUCUCUGAAUCCCCGUGUUUUUGUUUUUCCACAGUAAGGAGGAUCCCUAUCAAACCGCUCCUUCUUCACCGCCCGAUGUUAGAGAUUGUUUUUGAGCUUUGAAGACCCCCCUUGCCUGACCUCAGUCUCCAUCUCUUUAAUAAGCAAGAGAUUCUCCUCUCCUUUAGUAAUGACAGGCUUGUUAUAAGGAAAAGGAACUAAAAAGAGAAAAGCAAGAUGUCUUUUUUGCACUAGUGUGAAAGAAGAAUUUGUUUUUAUUUUGGAUGAUUUUAGAACACACACACCUCUCUCUCUCCGAGUCAAUAUUGAAAGCAUUAAGUAUAAUGUUCACAGACUUGACAGGCCUCAUUUUACCCUUUAGCUCCACCUCCACCCUUCCUCAGCUGAUAGGAGGUUACAAUAAUUACCUUUUUCUUGCAUCACACUUUCCUGCCCUCCUCUCACCCAUGAUACUGAUACAUCACAUGUCCCUCAACUGUGAACACAGGAGGAAUGAAAAGGCGGCCUUCCCCCCACUCACCACCGCUCCCUCCCUCCCAUGAUUUUGUGAAAUGAAAAUGACAUCAAGUAGUUGCCCAAAGUUUCUCUCUGUCCUUUAUUUGAGGAAGAGGAAUCACUUUUAAUGUAUUCUUGAUGCAGUUCUUGCCUAUUUUUUCUUUCUUUUUUAAUGAAAUGUGGGUUGGAGAUGCAAGGUAAAAAAAACUUGAAAGACAGAUGAUGUUGGUUUACUGUUGGUUGGCUACAAUUUGUUUUUGUUUUUUUUCCCCAAGUUCAGUUUAUGAAUCUUAGCUUUCUUUUUUCGAUAGUUUUGUUUUGUCGUGAGAAAUUUUCUGUGUAUCUUUUUUAUUUUUGUCAUCAUUGUGGACGUUUUUUUUGUUUUCUGUUCGUCGGCGGACGUGAGAGGGGCAGAGCUGCAGCUGCUUGACCUGUGAAAAGGUCACCUCACUUCCUUGUAGUAUGGAGGGAUCCCUUCUUCACUAGCAAGUGGAAAUGGUGCCUGAUACUUAGCAAGGAGAUCCAUUUUAUUGGUGCUGUUGGUUAUAAUUACUGUAUAACAACACAAAAUUCUUUUUAAAGGAGAAAAAAAAAAUCUGGGGGUUGGCGCCUGCUAUUGGUUCACUCUGCUAGCUCACGCGCCCCCCCGACCCCCACAGAGCAGAAAGGCUCGUCGGGCUUUUCUGGUUCUAGAUGUGCAAUCGUGUUAACAUUCCAUUCUUCCAGUCCUCUUGUUUCAUCUGUACCAGUAAACAUUAAUAUUAUAUUAUAUUAUUAUUAUUAUUAUUUGGGGUUUUUUUUAAGCUUUGUUGAUCUAAUGUGUUAUCUCAAGUAGAGCCACUAGUCAAAGAGUGUAAAAUGUGAAAUAUCAAAUCCAAGUUUUUCUUUCUUCUACUGUCUUUUUUUUUUUUUUUUUUGAAUUUUUUCCCCUUUCCAGAUAUAUUAGUGAUUUUUUUCUUUUUUUUAAGAGCGGAGAAAAAGCCCAACGCAAACAAACAUCAACUUUUUUUUGUACAUAAUCCUGUAAAUUUCUUUAAAUACUUGAGCCUUUUUUUCUGGGGUUGAGUAAGAAAGAAAGGAAGGAAGGACCAGAGAAAGAGAGAAAGUGUUCCAGAGGAGAGUGGUCGAUGAAGAAAAAGCCUUACGUUUUUCCCUUUCUUCAUCCAUGUGAGUUUGACGCUUACAGGGUUGCUCUGGUAAAUGUGUAUAAAAAUUUUAAGUGCUGCUUAUAUCACUAAGAAAGAAGAUAUCGAGUAGCCAACGACUGCCCCCGCCCCCCCUUUACCUGCCCUGCCUCCUCCCUGGCCUCCUGAUCUAGUUUUGUUUGUUUAGCUUUACUUUUUUAAAGAAAAGGGAAAAAAAUGAUAUGUUCACACAAAAAAAAUGGGUUUUUACAUUUUCAUUACUGAAAAUUCAACAAAAAUGUAGUAGCUACUCAUGUUGCACUGAGCUUGCCAGUGGUGACUGUCAAGGAAAAAAAAAUCCUAUAAUCCAGUUUGUUGGUUGUUGUCCCUUGCAGAAGACUGAACUGUUUUAGGACUAUUUAAUGACAUACCAAGUCGGGUGUUUUCAACAUUUAAAAAAAAAAGUGGUUGUCAAGUUUUUAUGGCCUUACAAUAUAUUUUAUUCAGAUGGGAUUUUCUUUGUUUGUCCUUCAGUUAUUUUUUUUUCUUUGUUUUUUUCCUUCCUUUUCUACAGUAUAAACUACUUUGCUCACAGUGGGGUCUUUGGUGACUUAAUUUAUUUGGUAACUCGGCCUUUCCCUUCAUUCGGAAAGAGAGUCUCAUGUUGGUUAAAUUGACUGUUUUUUACUUUUGCAGUUUGUACUUAAGGUUUAAUAAAAACUUACUGACAAUUCACUGUCA
This is a messenger RNA of Neolamprologus brichardi, 6661 nucleotides long. Lineage: Eukaryota; Metazoa; Chordata; Actinopteri; Cichliformes; Cichlidae. The record is from RefSeq and is a predicted model, not a curated record.